CAUCGCUCCUUUUUCAACUCAACCUCUCUUCAUUUAUUUACAUUUCUUAGCACCAAAUAAACCAAAGCAGCAUAGACUAACUAUGAGCCCAACCAAUCUUAUCGAGCAGGCCAAGCGCAGCGCAGCCUUUGCCGCCGUCGACAAACACGUCAACUCAACCGUGCGCGUGCUGGGCAUUGGCAGCGGAUCCACCGUCGUCUAUGCUGUAGAGCGUCUGGUCGAGUUGAAGAAACAGGGCAAACUGCACCCCGAGCUUUUGUGUGUUUCGACCAGCUUUCAGUCCAAGCAGCUUAUUGUUGACGCUGGUCUGAGAGCCUCUGAUCUCGACGACCUGCCAGAACUUGAUUCUACGACGGAGGUCUUUGCCUCAAUUGAUGUGACCAUCGACGGUGCCGAUGAGGUUGACUCGGAGCUGAAUGCGAUUAAGGGCGGCGGUGCUGCACACUUGCGCGAAAAGCUUGUGGCCAAUGCCUCGCGCAAGCUUGUUUUGAUUGCGGACUCUCGUAAAAACUCCAAGACGCUAGGCGAAAAAUGGGAAAAGGGAAUCCCCGUCGAAGUGUCGCCACUCGCCUGGCGCACAAUCAAACGCCAGCUCGAACGCCUGACGCCUAGCUCAUGCUCCCUUGCGGCUAAGGAUGCAAAGGCCUUUUCGUUUGAUCAUCCAGUGGCUGAGCUGCGCCAGGCUGUGAGGAAGGCGGGACCAGUGGUUACGGAUAACGGAAACUUUAUCUUGGAUGUCUCUGUCGGUCUUAUCUAUGAGCCACGGGCGGUUGAGCAGUUGAUCAAGAUGACACCGGGUGUUAUUGAGGUCGGCAUUUUCAGCAACAUGGCAGCAGAGGCGUGGUUCGGCAACGAGGAUGGGUCCAUUGUCUGCCGUGUUCCCGAGUCUGAGCAAUGAAAAAAUUUAUACAUUUAUACAUUUAUAUUCUAUUGAAAAUGUUUGAUUGUGAAAAAUAAAAAAUUACAUUUAUCGAUUGAA
Messenger RNA from Kickxella alabastrina, 979 nucleotides. Its product is annotated as ribose 5-phosphate isomerase A-domain-containing protein. Gene Ontology annotation, cellular component: intracellular membrane-bounded organelle. Lineage: Eukaryota; Fungi; Kickxellomycota; Kickxellomycetes; Kickxellales; Kickxellaceae. Gene Ontology annotation, molecular function: ribose-5-phosphate isomerase activity. The transcript has 3 exons. The record is from RefSeq and is a predicted model, not a curated record. Gene Ontology annotation, biological process: pentose-phosphate shunt, non-oxidative branch; D-ribose metabolic process. Bases 83 to 898 code for a protein of 271 amino acids.